AUGUCCUGGGUCCCUCCCACACAUAUGUCAUAUCUUAUAUAUAAAGCUGAAUGUCUGUUUGUAUGUCUAAGUACGAUUAUGUAUUUGUACCCUUUUCCGCACCACUGGGGAUAUAGUGAAGAAAACGGUCCGGAUACAUGGCCAGAGACAUGCCUCGAAGGAAUUCGACAGAGCCCUAUAGAUAUCCGUGCCUCAGAUGUCGAUUUCGCUUAUCUGGAUAAGAUGAUCUUCACUAAUUAUGAUAAGACUGGCCCAGUCAGCAUUCGAAAUAAUGGCCACUCAGUAACGGUAGAAGGCUUUGAGGAUUGGAAUGAGAACGAGCCCUACAUUGAAGGAGGAGGGCUGAAGUACAGAUAUCGUCUGGCCAAAUUCCACUUUCACUGGUCUCAAAACGCCUUCGGUUCUGAGCAUGCAAUUGGUGGUCUUCGUUAUCCUGGAGAACUUCAUCUGGUGCACUUCCGGGAUGACUUGACGGAAUCACAAGCAGCCGCAACACUAGGCGGCAUUGCCGUCCUGGGUGUUUUCCUGUUAGUCGGGAAUGAUACUACACCAACAGCAGCAGUUUCAUCGGCUUUGAAUGAUGUCAUAUAUCCUGGAAACUCAACUACCAUCGAGAAUUUCUGUCUACAAUCACUCUUGCCGGAGAACAUCGACUCAUUUUUCCGCUAUGACGGUAGCCUGACCACACCAGGAUGCAACGAAGUUGUCACUUGGACGGUCUUCGCAGAGCCUAUCACUAUUGCACCACUGCAAAUGAAAGAAUUUCAAGAGGUCCAUUCGGACGAAGAAACUCGCUUGGAAACCAAUUGUCGUCCAGUGCAGCCUCUGAACGGAAGACGAAUUCUGUUUAGAACCUCGAAAGGCGAGGAUGAGCAUGACAAUGGACGAAGUGCUUCUGGAGCUUUCAGUAUAUCGGUGGUAACGACUCUCAUGUAUAUAUCUCUUGCAAGAGCUCUCAGUUAGCGAGAGGAAUGUGCAAGUCGAAUUAUUCUUUUGUAUAAAGAAGAGAGAAUUUUUAACGAUUGUUAUUUGUUCGAAUAAAUAUUUGUUCACGA
Cylicocyclus nassatus is the source of this 1055-nucleotide messenger RNA. NCBI's taxonomy places the organism in Eukaryota, Metazoa, Nematoda, Chromadorea, Rhabditida, Strongylidae. The record is from the annotation of a GenBank genome assembly.